AUGACAUUUGAUAUUGAAAAAGUACUUUCCGAGCUCACAACAAAUGAAAAGAUUUCUCUUAUUGCGGCUGAGGAUUUUUGGCACACCACCCCUAUAAAGCGUUUAGACAUUCCCUCUGUCAGAGUUUCAGAUGGUCCAAACGGUAUCAGAGGGACAAAGUUCUUCAACUCAGUCCCGUCAGCCGCAUUUCCGAAUGGCACUGCUCUUGCUUCCACAUUCGAUAAAGAGCUGCUGAAGGAAGUAGGAGCACGUAUGGCUGACGAGGCUAUACAGAAAAACGCUGGUGUUAUUUUGGGGCCCACUAUAAACAUACAGAGAGGCCCCCUGGGCGGUCGAGGAUUCGAAUCGUUUUCCGAGGUUCCUUAUUUAUCAGGUAUUGCUGCGUCAUGUAUUGUUAACGGCAUACAGUCUAGGGGUGUUGCGGCAACAUUAAAGCACUUUGUGUGCAAUGAUCUUGAAGAUCAAAGAAUGUCGUCUAAUUCCAUAGUCACAUGUAGGGCUCUCAGAGAGAUAUAUCUAGAACCAUUUAAAUUAGCCGUUAAAUACUCUGAUCCACAAUGCAUAAUGACUUCAUAUAACAAGGUUAAUGGAGUUCAUUGCUCAAAUAGUAAAAACCUACUAAUUGAUAUCUUAAGGGACGAGUGGAAGUGGGGUGGUAUGGUCAUGAGUGACUGGUUUGGUACUUACUCCGUUGAUAGCAUCAAGAACGGGCUUGAUAUCGAAUUUCCUGGUCCGAGUAAAUGGAGAAGCCUCGAUUUGCUCAAGAGUAAUCUUGAUUCAAAAGCUGGUAUCACAAUAUCCAAUAUUGAUGAUUGCGUAAGACAUGUCUUGAAGUUAGUUCAUUAUGUUUCUGAGAACUCCAAAAAGACUCAAAUAAAAGAUCAUGGUCCCGAAACCACGCUUAACAAUACUGAGCACAUGUCGAAACACCUUCGUAAAGUGGCAAGCGAGUCAAUUGUAUUGCUGAAGAAUGUUGAUGAUAUCCUUCCUUUGAAAAAGGAGAGCUCGGUUGUCGUUAUAGGCCCCAAUGCUAAAGCGAAGUCAUACUCUGGCGGUGGUUCAGCAUCUUUACAGCCUUAUUAUGUCAUCACGCCUUAUGAAGGAAUUUGUGAAAAGAUUGGUAGAAAUGUUGAAUACACUGCUGGCUGUGACUCUAGGAAGACUUUAUCUGGGCUGAUUGAAGCGAUGGUUGUUGACCCAUGUCAACCAGCGGAAGGAGACAACAUUGGUAUAAUUGCACAAUACUUCAUGGAUCCAGCAAAUCAAAGGUCUGCAGAUGUUGAACCUUUCGACACACAUCGUGUUACUCAAUCCUAUGUUACACUUUUCGACUAUACACAUCCAAAUAUUGACCCUAUAAUGCCUUUUUUUUACAUUCAUUUCGAGGGGUUCUUUACUCCUGAAGAAGAUGGAGAGUACAUAUUUGGUGUGCAAGUAUUCGGGACUGCUCUCUUUUACAUAGAUGAUAAGUUAGAAAUUGACAACAAAACACAUCAAACGAAAGGGUCUUUCUGCUUCGGCGCAGGCACACGUGAAGAAACCUGUGAAAAAUACUUAGUGAAAGGUCACCAAUACCGCAUCAGGAUUGAGUAUGGUUCAGGACCCACUUCUUCAGUUGCUGCUGACUUUGGCUACGGUGGGAUACAAGUCGGUUUUGCCAAAAAGCUGAACGCUGACGAAGAAAUAGCAAGGGCGGUCCAAUUGGCAAAGACCAACGACAAUGUCAUACUAUGUAUUGGUCUAAAUGGUGAAUGGGAGUCAGAAGGGUAUGACCGUGAGAAUAUGUCAUUACCUAAGAACAAUGACCGUUUGAUUUCUGCAGUUUUGACUGCUAAUCCUAACACUAUUGUAGUAAACCAAUCUGGUAUGCCAGUAGAGCUUCCGUGGGUUGAUCAAUGCAAAGCUUUGUUGCAGUGCUGGUAUGGAGGGAAUGAGUUAGGAAAUGCAAUCGCCGAUGUUCUGUACGGAGAUGUCGUUCCGAGCGGUAAACUAAGUAUUUCCUGGCCAUACAUGUGCCAUGAUAAUCCUGCAUUUUUAAACUUCAAAACGGAAUCAGGUCGUGUUUUAUAUGGGGAAGAUAUCUACGUUGGUUAUAGAUUUUACGAAAAAGUUCGACGUCAGGUUGCCUUUCCAUUUGGUCAUGGAUUGUCUUAUACUACGUUUCGUUUUGAUGAUUUGAUUGUUUCCAUUGAUGAGACCUUAGACCUUCUUGAAACAUCGCUUAAUGUGACUAAUACAGGGGAUACAAUAGCCGGCAAAGAGGUUAUUCAAGUUUAUGUGUCACAUAAUGAGAGCACAAUCGGGAGACCAAUAAAAGAAUUGAAAGGUUUCCAAAAGGUGUUUUUAAAGCCUAACGAAACAAAAAAAGUGACAAUGAAAUUAUCGCUCAAAGACUCAAUUUCGUACUUCGAUGAAGAGAAGCAGCUGUGGUGUGCCACUGAGGGCAUAUACCAAAUCUUGGUGGGUUCUUCUAGCAAGGAUAUUAAACUGACGGAACGGUUUGAUGUAAAUAAAACAUCAUAUUGGAAGGGGCUGUGA
Saccharomyces mikatae IFO 1815 is the source of this 2538-nucleotide messenger RNA. RefSeq names its product beta-glucosidase H. The record is from RefSeq and is a predicted model, not a curated record. The coding region runs from base 1 to 2538 and encodes 845 amino acids. The transcript has a single exon. NCBI's taxonomy places the organism in Eukaryota, Fungi, Ascomycota, Saccharomycetes, Saccharomycetales, Saccharomycetaceae. Gene Ontology annotation, biological process: glucan catabolic process. Gene Ontology annotation, molecular function: beta-glucosidase activity.